This is a messenger RNA of Aedes albopictus (Asian tiger mosquito), 2250 nucleotides long. Its product is annotated as lebercilin-like protein. The coding region runs from base 369 to 2084 and encodes 571 amino acids. Gene Ontology annotation, cellular component: axoneme. NCBI's taxonomy places the organism in Eukaryota, Metazoa, Arthropoda, Insecta, Diptera, Culicidae. The record is from RefSeq and is a predicted model, not a curated record. The transcript has 6 exons. Gene Ontology annotation, biological process: intraciliary transport.
UAUGCUUUCAUUUCUUGUAUUUAAACAAAGGCAUAACAACGGCAAAUUUCUUAUAGUUACGGCCUGUUACGGCAAUCAGGGGGAAUUUGUAUAUGUGAAUGUUGGUAUAGUUACCAUAGCCAUUACUUAAACGAAAGCGAAUGCAGUGACUAUCAUCAUAUACCCACGAAUUGUACGUACUGCAUUAACCUUCGUUUUUAGUAGUCUAUCACACCCUCGCUUGCUAGGUCGUUAAUAAUUGAUCAAGGAUCUUGAUUAGUGACAGCAGGAGACAGCUUGACAUAUCAAGGAGGAAUUAUAACUGGAAUAUUUUAUCGAUUUACAAAUAUUCGACUGCUAAUCAAUUGCAUUUAAACAUAAGCUGAAACAUGAGAAUUUCAAUGCGAAGCAUGGAAAGUUUGUACUCCAACAAGAGUUCAAACUUUUCCGCACUUCACCGGCGAAAAGCGGCCGCUGCCCGGCAACCGGCAAUUGUGAUAGCCUCCAGCAGCGAUGUACGACACCGGGUGAUGUCGGCGCGAAUGUUGCGCUUCAAACAGCUACAAAAUCAAUUGGAAGUGGCACAUCAUCAGAUAGCUGAGUUAACAAAGGAUAACCGUUUGCUAAGAGCUCUACAAAAACGUCAAGAUUCCGCCUUAUCCAAGUAUGAAAACUCAAACGCGGAGUUACCUAAACUGCUACAUUCACAUGCAGAAGAAAUUCGAACCUAUCAAACGAAGUACCGGAAUCUACAAAACCAGAACAAAGAGUUGUUGAACAAGUUGAAGCAAAAGGAUGCGCAAAUAUUGACUAUUAGUGAUCAAAAUAAGCACCUUAUUCAAUUGAAUAAGGAUAAACACCUUGAAGAACGUGAAAGGCUUGCAGAGCGAGUACGUGAUCUGGAAGCUAGGCUAAUAGAGAAGGAUAAUGACAAUAAAUUGCUAGUUAGACGACUGCAGCUUGAAUCGAAGAAUUUCAAAGGACAGCUUCAACACGAAGUUCUGAAGCAGCGAGAGAUCGCACAGAAGUUGGAGCGAGCGCAUCACGAAAUUCAGCGACUCAAUUCAGUUAUCGAGAUAUAUGAAAAGAGAACACCUUCUACGCUGCUGAAAAACAGUUACCUGAUGAAACCCCCCAAGCCAACUUCAGGACAGCUAAUUCGACUACCGAAUGGAUCUCCAGUAAAACCAGCUUUUCCAAUGCAAAAUCCAGCAGAACCUGCGCCGGUGACAAACAUGGAAAUCGCGCCCAAAAAGCAUACCGAAGAACUGGGUGACGGCGACCAUAAGUCCCUCAACCCAAGCCCAAAAAUGUUGAAACCGUUAGGUACAAUCGAAGACCCAACGCCAGCUGUAACACCGGCAAAAGUUAGCAAGUCCAAGAAACGACAUCCCAUUCCAAAAGUUCGUGAAGAGCAGGAACAUGUUGGUGAUGAUGACAAUAAUGGAAAAGAAGACGAACACCACUUCGAUGAAUCCUUCUGUAAGGAGUUCAAUCAAUACGCUUUGCAAACUGAGGCAGAGUUCGACGAAGCUAUUGAACAUGAACUAUCUAAAUUAAAGAACGACAUCGAGGUUGAUGGCGCCAGCAAUAAUCUACUGCGCCGUAGGAAGCAGCAUUUCGUCACAACAGAGGUCUCCUAUGAGGACGAUUAUGAACCUGAUUCCUCUCCAGAAAAAAAUCGUGGCAAAAUGACUGAUCUCUUCGAGCAUAAGCUGCACUUAAGUGAAUUGGAGGAACAAAUUCGCAACAUGGGCGGUCCACUGCUGAAUGGCGGAUUAAAAAAGGACAAGCCAUAUCAAAAUGGUAAGAAAGUCUCAUCGCCUGGUGACACGGAUGUGGAUUCCAGUACUAGUACCAGCGCGAGCAGAGAUUCGUCUUCAAAGGAAUUUGAGUCAAUGAAGCGAGAAAUCAGGGAGAGUAUUAUGAAGAAGGAGUGUUUGUUGGAUACAUUCUGCGACGAGAUCAAUGGAAAGGAUGACCACAGCAAAGUGCACAAUGGUCGGUCGAAGGAUUCGCUGAGAAGGAAUCAGAUUGAUCCAAAGAAGAAGAAAAACUUACUCGAAGCUUUGAAGGCAAUUGAUGGCGACAGUUUUGAUAAAUAAUCUAUGUUUGAUUUUUUUUUAAUCGCCUUGGCUGUAAUAGUGCUGCUAAUCAUAUACAUAAUAACUGUUCGCAAUUGUAGCUAUUUGGUGAGAGAUGCGAUGGAUUGUAUAUAUAUUUUCUAUGACUGUAACUAUCUGCUGAGAAUAAAUUAUAUUUUCUAUUGUA